AUGUUCUCUGCUUUGGUCCUACUGAGUUCUGCCCUGCUGGUUACUGCUUUCCCUGUUGAAGCAGCCUCCAAGACUUCCAUUGACACCAUCUGGAAUGGCGUCGAGAUGGGACCUCCUGAUGCCAUUCUGGGUAUCGCCCAAAAUUUCCGAGCGUCCACCGAUGAGCGCAAGGUCAAUGUUUGCGUUGGAGCCUACCGUGAUGAAACUGGACAGCCGUGGGUGCUUCCAUCCGUCCGUGCUGCCGAAGGAAAAAUGAUUGAGAACAAUGAGAACAAGGAAUACCUUCCCAUUGACGGAGACGCUGCCUUUGUCGAAAAGGCACUCAAAUUUGCCUAUGGAGCCGAUGCCCCUUUGGAACGUAUUGCUGGAGUUCAAACACUGUCCGGAACUGGAGCAUGUCGCAUUGGAGGAAAGUUCCUAGCCGAAUUCUUCUCGGGAAACAAGAUUUACCUCCCCGUCCCAACCUGGGGAAACCACCACAAGAUCUUUGGUGAAUGUGGAUUGGAUGUGCAAACUUACAGAUACUAUGACCGCUCCACCAAUCGUCUUGAUUUGGAUGGUAUGCUUGCCGACAUUAAGGAUGCCCCUGAUGGUUCGAUCAUCCUGCUUCAUGCUUGUGCUCACAAUCCUACUGGUUGCGACCCCAACUCGUCGCAAUGGAGAGCUUUGAUGGAUCUUAUCAAGGAAAAGGGACACUUGAUCUUCUUUGAUUCUGCAUACCAAGGAUUUGCUUCUGGAGAUGCAGAGGCCGAUGCUCAAGCUUUGCGCAACGUUAUGAAGGAGGGACUUCCUAUGCUUUUGGCCCAAUCUUUUGCCAAGAACUUUGGGCUUUAUGGAGAGCGAUGCGGAACCCUCAGUGUGGUCUGCAAGGACGCCGAGACAAAGGACAUUUUGAUGAGUCAAUUGAAGAAUAUCAUUCGUCCCAUGUACUCUUCUCCACCAAAGCACGGCUCUUCCAUUGUGAAGACCGUCUUGUCUGACGAUGCGCUUACCGGUCAAUACUACAAGGAAUGCACCCAAAUGGCCGACCGAAUCCAAAGUAUGCGUACUCGUCUGGUCGAAGCUAUCAAGGAAGCUGGUAGCACGCAUGACUGGUCCCAUGUGACCGAGCAAAUUGGCAUGUUUGCGUACACGGGCAUGUCGGCCGAAAUGUGCGAUCAACUCACCGACGAAUAUGCCAUUUACCUUACCCGUGAUGGAAGAAUCUCCAUUGCCGGACUCAAUGACAAUAACUUGAAGUAUGUCGCCGAAGCCGUUCAUGCCGUCACUGACGGAAAGAGCAUCACCUCCAACUAA
This is a messenger RNA of Cylindrotheca closterium, 1296 nucleotides long. The record is from the annotation of a GenBank genome assembly. Lineage: Eukaryota; Bacillariophyta; Bacillariophyceae; Bacillariales; Bacillariaceae.